UACCAGAAGUCCUGUGUAUUUUAUGUGACAGCGAACCUCAGAAAGCUAACCUGCAAAGAUAACUUGGUCUUGAGGAGGAAUCAUAAAGGUUGGAGCCUUACACUCGAGAGCUGGGAAGGAGGCUUUAGAAAGGAUGCGUCCUUACCUGUGUGAUAAAAUCAUCGCUGAGAGACACUUUGAUUACCUGCGUUCAAAGAAAAUACUCACUAGAGAGGACACGGAAGAAAUUUCUUCUCGAUCUUCCAGUAGAAAAAAAACUGGGAAGUUAUUGGACUACUUAGCAGAAAACCCAAAGGGACUAGAUGCUUUGGUUGAAUCUAUCAGACGAGAAAGAACACAAAACUUCCUGUUACAAAAGAUAACUGACGUAGUGUUGAAAGUCAAAAAUGAAAAACUUGAAGCUCUCAAAGGUCUAAGCUGCAGCACCUGUAUGACCUCACUGUAUGGAGGAACAAAUGAUCUUUCUAGAUCGUAUUCUGAUGAAUCUAAUUUUUUUGAUAAAACAAAAGACAAAGAAUCUACCCAGAUACAUCAUCCGGAAGAAGACUACAGCACCGCUGCGUUUGUGUCUGCUGUCUCUCUUCAUUCCAUGAAUUUACCGAUUGUAGAGAUGGGAAAUGCAGAGAGUGCUGUUUUCUCAGCCACCCUUCCAGGCCCCGGAGACCCCGGUGCACCCCCUCUCCCCCCAGAGCUCCAGUCAGAGCAGCAAGAACCAUGUACUAGUUCCAGUGACAAUUGCUUCUUGCCUUUAAGAUCACGUUCUCUUCAACCACAGUGAACGUAGUGACUUUUGUCCUUUCAUCCGAAUGGUACUGGAACUUCGAUGUCGUAUAAAGGUUAAAAAAAAAAAAAAAAAUGUUUUCAAACUGCUAACUAGCAAAAUCGGAGAAAACAAUCUAUGCUAUUUAGUGGGGUUUUUUUAAGGAGUAAUUUUUUUGUAAUUGGGUGACUCCGGAGCUGCUUGAUUUUUGUGUUCUUUAAGGAGCUUUUCUCAAAAGAUCGUGGUAUCAUACCAGCAAAGGUUUGGUUUUUAAACCUACGUCUUUAAGAUUUCACAUUUAAUUGCAGGUAUUUAAGCUGCAGUUAGAGAACAAACAUUUUCUUCCUACAGAAACUAAAAAAUCUGUUUUUCUUAAAGUUUCUGUGACAGGUGAAUUGGGAAAGAUGGUUAGGAAAAGUAUUGAAAAAUAACCUUCUGAACUAAAAGCUUAAGCUCACUUACCAAAAAGCUUAAACUCAUCUAAAAAAUUAAAUGUUUCUCUGUAGGAUAAAUUCUGCCCUCUAUGUAUGUGUGUGCAGCUCCAUUUGCAAAAAAACCCCAACCCACAACCUUAAACCCAAUCUGGCCAAAUCUGUAGCUACACUUAUUUGCAAGAAGUCAUCUUAAUGGUCUGAACUUUGUUCUCUGUCCUACCAGUAAAUCAACAGGCACUCAGUAUCGCCGUGGUUGGAGUUAGCAAAUAUACUUCCACAAGUCUUAGCGUAUUGUUUUUGUAUAUUAGUUAGAGAUUUCUGAUUUGAGAUGCACUUUAAAUACAAAUUCUCAUGAGUACUGGAAAAGGAAUGUAAACUGCUGUGACAGCAUCAUGUGGGCCGUAAGAAAAUGUUAUUGUAUAAUGCUGGUAAGGAGCAAAGCUUGCAUGUUUUGUCCCAGUAGGGUCAGUCAAGGAGGAGUCGUGUAGCAAGGAAGUAUCCGUAACGGAAGGACUCUUGGAAAUGUCGCACUGCAGAUACCUACUCUUCAAAGCAGAGUGGUUUACAUUUCAAAUUGUUUGGAGUCGCAUGCAUUUUAAACUCUUUCAACAUGGGAAGGUUCUCAUUUCUUGACACAAUGUACCAUGCUGUAUUCUACUCUACUUUUGAGCUGUGAUCUACUUUUUCUGGAGUUGGCCUAUAACCACUUUAAAAUUACUGAUGUACACAUGUGUUCUGCAGUACUACACUUUAAAGUGAUGGGAUGGUUUUGGUAUAUCAAAGGGUAGGUUUGUAUUUAAGACUUUAAAUUAUUUCGGCUCUCGUGUGGUGCUAUAGCAGUGUAAUUCCAUUCAAAUUCAAACCCAGGUAGUAUUCCUAAACUGCAUCCUCCUUUUGUGGAGACAGGCCACCUGCAGGGCCUCAAUAUAGCCUCUAAGAUUUUUUUUUUUUUCAUGUUUACUCUGGUUUUAGAAGUAGGUUAAAAUGAACUGCAAUGUUCAACUACACUCCAUACUCUGUAUAUGAAUAGCUUACACUCGAUAAAGAUGUGGGCUUCUGUUUAGUGUUUAUAAAAGUCCUUGUUUGUCUUGUAUACGUCUAAGGUCAUAGAGUGUCAGGAUGGUGAAAAUGCCUUUCAGCAGCACCGCUUGAUUCAGAAGGUGCUCUGGAAGUUAAGUGCCUAAAUACGCAAGCAAAAUUUUGCUCUCUGCCAUGAAAUUAAGGGGAGGUUUAAAUCCCCAUCUCUUCCAUUAACUUGAACCGUAGUUGUACGUACUCGGGAUGCCUAAAAAUUUAGUUGUCUGAAUGCCCCCCAUAACCACUUAAAGGGCUGUGCUUAGGUUUGGGUCCCCUCUUGGGUUCUUGUAGAUGGAGAAGAGUGAGAAAGCCUGGCCUUAAACUGAAAAAGGGCAUCAGCCGGGGGUGAAAGCAGCCUUGCAGAGCUCAACCCGAAAGCGGGAGGUGCAGUGGAGCCUGUUAACCUGAGACUUCAAAUGAAUGUAUUAUCUUACCAAAUGUUUAUAACAUGCUUUUUUCUUUUUAUU
Molecule: messenger RNA, 2738 nt
Organism: Egretta garzetta (little egret)
Lineage: Eukaryota; Metazoa; Chordata; Aves; Pelecaniformes; Ardeidae
Gene: BCL10
Product: BCL10 immune signaling adaptor
Exons: 3
Coding region: 134-778 (214 amino acids)
Biological process (GO): apoptotic process; adaptive immune response; positive regulation of extrinsic apoptotic signaling pathway
Cellular component (GO): CBM complex; cytosol
Molecular function (GO): kinase activator activity; NF-kappaB binding; transcription coactivator activity
Source: RefSeq, a predicted model, not a curated record